Closterium sp. Yama58-4 is the source of this 1395-nucleotide messenger RNA. NCBI's taxonomy places the organism in Eukaryota, Viridiplantae, Streptophyta, Zygnematophyceae, Desmidiales, Closteriaceae. The record is from the annotation of a GenBank genome assembly.
AUGGUGGCCCAUCAGGAAUCUUCUGCCGUCGCCGCUGCGGCCUUCGUCGCCAGCUCUUUGCGAAACGGUGCAUCCGCGAAUGGCGUGCUGACGAAAAGUCGCGAAAGUGACGGACCCGUCGCGAAUGGGGUUACCAUCGCCAACGCCGUCGCGAACGUGGAGAACGCGUUCAACGAGCUGAAGAAGACCAUCGUGAACGUCGCAGCGGACAGCAUCGUGAACGUCGCAGAGAAGGCGAAGGAAGCAGAGAAAGUGGAUAAGGUUAAGGCGAAUGAAACGGCGACAAUGGAGGAGGAGGAGGAGGAGGACGAGGAUUACGAGGAGGAGGAAGAGGAGUACGAGUAUCCGGUGGUGGCGGAUGAACCUGAUUCCAUUGACGCUCGCGAUGCCAACACGCCUGACAAGUACGUCCUUUGCGCUUCCCCUCCUCGCUUUCCCCCUUUUCAAGCAUCCACUUCAAACAUGGGCCGGCAGGUAGUGACGAUGAAGGGGUAUGCCUAUUCGGGCGGCGGCAGGCGGGUGACACGUGUCGAGAUCACAUUGGACGGAGGGAGCACGUGGCGGCUGUGCGAUAUCACCCACCCCAGCCCUCCCACUCGCCACGGCAAGCACUGGACGUGGAGCCUGUGGGCAACCGAGGUCCCACUGGUCGACAUGGUGGGGGUGAAGGAGGUGGCAGUGCGGGCGUGGGACGAGGCCACCAACACGCAGCCGGACAAGCUGACGUGGAACGUCAUGGGCAUGAUGAACAACUGCUGGUUCCGAGUGCGAGUGGCCCCCACAGUGACCCCAGCAGGCUCCAUCGCCCUGCAGUUCAUUCACCCUACCCGCCCCGGCAACCUCCCUGGCGGCUGGAUGUAUGACACUCCGGGGGAAGGGGCAGUGGAGGGCAAGCACCUAGAGUCACUCUCGGUUGGUGAUACUAUUGAGAUUAAGGGGCCGUUGGGGCAUAUUGAGUAUCUCGGGAGAGGAAAUUUCCUGGUAAGUGGGGAGGAGAAGCGGGGGAAGAAGCUGGCUAUGCUGGCGGGAGGCACUGGAAUCACCCCCAUUUAUCAGGUGGCAAAAGCGAUUUUGGCCGACCUGGAGGAUAAGACGGAGAUGUGGGUGCUGUUUGGGAACAGGAGUGUAGCGGACGUACUGCUACAAGACGAAAUGGACCGGUGGGUUGAACAGUACCCGGGAAGGUUCCAUGUGUGGUACACUGUGUGCGAGCCUGUGCCUGAGGGGUGGAAGUAUGGGGUCGGGUUUGUCACUGCUACGAUGGCCAAUGAGAGACUGCCACGUGCUGGGGAGGACAGCCUGGCGCUCAUGUGUGGCCCCCCACCAAUGAUUAGGGCGAUGACUCCUCUGCUCGAGGGGAUGGGUUACACAAGUGAUUGCAUGUUGACGUUCUGA